AUUUCCCUUGACCCUAUCAAUUCCCGUUCAUUUUCACCAUUUGUUUAUUUUUGUUUUCAAAUCCUUCUUCCAAUUUCAUUUCUGUGCGAACGUUAACGAAAAUGGGAGAUCAGAUGGCUCGAGCCGAAGAAUAUGAGAAAAAAGCGGAGAAGAAGCUCAAUAGCUGGGGCUUAUUCGGCUCCAAAUACGAAGACGCCGCCGAUCUCUUUGAUAAAGCUGCCAAUUCUUUCAAGCUCGCCAAGUCAUGGGAUAGAGCUGGAUCAACUUAUGUCAAGUUGGCGAACUGUCAUAUAAAGUUGGAAAGCAAACAUGAAACUGCCCAAGCUUAUGUUGAUGCUGCUCAUUGCUAUAAGAAAACAAAUGCCAAAGAGGCCAUAUCUUGCUUGGAACAGGCUGUAAAUAUGUUUUGUGAUAUUGGAAGGCUCAGCAUGGCCGCAAGAUAUUACAAGGAAAUUGCUGAACUAUACGAGUCUGAACAGAACAUCGAACAGGCUAUUGUUUACUUUGAGAAGGCAGCUGAUAUGUUCCUAAAUGAAGAAGUAACAACUUCUGCAAACCAGUGCAAGCAGAAAGUUGCACAAUAUGCUGCUGAAUUAGAACAAUAUCAGAAGGCAAUUGAGAUUUUUGAAGAGAUAGCAAAGCAGUCACUCAACAACAACUUGCUAAAGUAUGGAGUGAAAGGACAUCUUCUUAAUGCUGGCAUUUGCCAACUUUGCAAGAGCGAUGUUGUUGCAAUUACCAAUGCAUUAGAGCGAUACCAGGAUAUGGAUCCAACUUUUUCAGGAACGCGUGAAUACAGAUUGUUAGCGGACAUUGCUGCUUCCCUUGAUGAGGAAGACAUUGGAAAGUUUACUGAUGUUGUUAAGGAAUUUGAUAGCAUGACCCCUCUGGACUCUUGGAGAGACGACCCUUCUGUGCGUGUGAAGGAAAAGCUGAAGGCCAAAGAAUUGGAGGGAGAUGACCUCACCUAAAUUUUAUACAUACAUUCAUGUACUUUGGUCUUGUUUACCCCUGGAUUAUUGUACUUAUCGUAUUAUGU
This is a messenger RNA of Pistacia vera, 1039 nucleotides long. RefSeq names its product alpha-soluble NSF attachment protein 2. Gene Ontology annotation, biological process: intracellular protein transport; SNARE complex disassembly. NCBI's taxonomy places the organism in Eukaryota, Viridiplantae, Streptophyta, Magnoliopsida, Sapindales, Anacardiaceae. The record is from RefSeq and is a predicted model, not a curated record. Bases 102 to 971 code for a protein of 289 amino acids. The transcript has 9 exons. Gene Ontology annotation, cellular component: vacuolar membrane; SNARE complex. Gene Ontology annotation, molecular function: soluble NSF attachment protein activity; syntaxin binding.